Messenger RNA from Salvelinus fontinalis (brook trout), 5345 nucleotides. RefSeq names its product interleukin 22 receptor, alpha 2 (gene il22ra2). NCBI's taxonomy places the organism in Eukaryota, Metazoa, Chordata, Actinopteri, Salmoniformes, Salmonidae. The coding region runs from base 3301 to 4038 and encodes 245 amino acids. The record is from RefSeq and is a predicted model, not a curated record. Gene Ontology annotation, molecular function: protein binding. The transcript is spliced from 5 exons.
GCAGUGUAUCAAAUACUUGUUCUCCCCACUGUAUAUACUGUGUGUGUGUGUGUGUGUGUGUGUGUGUGUGUGUAUGUAUAUAUAAUUACUAUGAUAUUAAAUACAGAUUUGAAAGAGUAAACAUUUAUGCUUGCAGGGAUGUCUGAAGGACAUUUUCAUGUCAAUGAAAUUCUAUUUAAUGUCAAUGAAAUUCUACCAUAGAGGAAGGGAAGUAGAUAUUUCAGCAAAGCCAAACAAAUAGUAUUGAAUGAAUAGUGGAGCAGGAAACAGGAAAGAGCUCAACUGCUGUUAUUGAAAUGCUACCUCACAAAGUUACUACUACUAAAUAAGGAAGAAACGCCGGAUGUCUGUUUGCCUUCGGUUGACAUUUUAAGUAAUCACUACCCGCUCGUUCCUCUAAAUGGCAUGGGCAGACUGUGCAUCAGGAAGAGGCCCCUAGACUAGUUUCCAGUAAGAGGAGACAAUUCCUCUGCUUUUAAUUACUACCAGUGAAAAGUAAAUCAGAUAUUCCCAUUGUUCUAGCUCUGAGAAUGUAUGUGAAGUGGGAGCCUCAGGGCCAUUACAAAAGCCUGGCUCUCACGGGGAGCAGGUGUAAAUCAAUAGGAGGAGAAAGGAGGGCCGCCGUGAAACAGUGAUGGGAUAGAACAGCUGGGGAUGCCCCAAAAUGGCUCCAAGGCAACCACGUCAAAGGUUGUCAGGAUACUUUAACAAAAACACUCUUCUUAACUCUUGUAUGCCUGCACAUGAUUUGCUUCUUCUUGAGAACUUCUAAAUUACUGUUGUUUUCACACAAGGAUAUUCAUAAAAUAUACUGAACAAAAUAUAAACGUAAUAUGUAAAGUGUUGGUUUCUUGAGCUAAAAUAAAAUAUCCCAGAAAUGUUCCAUAUGUUGUGCACAUGUGUUUACAUCCCUGUUAGUGAGCAUUUCUCCUUUGCCAACAUAAUCCAUCCAUCUGACAGGUGUGGCUUAUCAAGAAGCUGAUUAAAUAUCAUGAUCAUUACACAGGUGCACCUUGUACUGGACACAAUAAAAGGUCACUCUAAAAUGUGUAGUUUUGUCACACAACACAAUGCCACUGUCUCAAGUUUGAGGGGGCAUGCAAUUGGCAUGCUGACUGCAGGAAUGUCCACCAAGCUCUUGCUAUAGAAUUGAAUGUCCAUUUCUCUACCAUAAGCCGCCGUCGUUUUAGAGAAUUUGGCACUAUGUCCAACCUCAGACCAUGUGUAACCACGCCAGCCCAGGACCUCCGCAUCCGACUUCUUCACCUGCGGGAUCGUCUGAGACCAACCUCCCGGACAGCUGAUGAAGCUGGGUUUGCACAACCAAAUAAUUUUUACACAAACUGUCCGAAACCGUCUCAGGGAAGCUCAUCUGCAUGCUCGUUGUCCUCACCAGGGUCUUGACCUGACUUCAGUUUGGCGUCGUAACCGACUUCAGUGGGCAAAUGCUCACCUUCGAUGGCCUCAGGCACUCUGGAGAAGUGCACUCUUCACGGAUGAAUCCCGGUUUCAACUGUACCGGGCAGAUUGCAGACAACAUGUAUGGCUUUGUGUGGGCGAGCAGUUUUCUGAUGUCAACAUGGUGGUCGGUGGGGUUAUGGUAUGGGCAGUUAUACGCUACGGACAACAAACACAAUUGCAUUUUAUCGAUGGCAGUUUGAAUGCACAGAAAUACCGUGAUGAGAUCCUGAGGCACGUUGUCGUGCCAUUCAUCCACCACCAUCACCUCAUGUUUCAACAUGAUAAUACACAGCCCCAUGUCACAAGGAUCUGUAUACAAUUCCUGGAAGCUGAAAAUGUCCUAGUUCUUCCAUGGCCUGCAUACUCACUAGACAUGUCACCCAUUGAGCCUGUUUGGAAUGCUCUGGAUCGACGUGUACGACAGCGUGUUCCAGUUCCCUGCAAAAAUCCAGCAACUUUGUAUAGCCAUUGAAGAGGAGUGGGACAACAUUCGACAGGCCACUAUCAACAGCCUGAUCAACUCAAAGUGUUGCGCUGCAUGAGGCAAAUGGUGGUCACACCAGAUACUGACUGGUUUUCUGAUCCACCCCCUUACCUUUCUUUUUAAGCAAUCUGUGACCAACAGAUCCAUAUCUGUAUUACCAGUCAUGUGAAAUCCAUAGAUUAGGGCCUAAUGAAUUUAUUUCAAUUGACUGAUUUCCUCAUAUGAACUGUAACUCAGUAAAAUCUUUGAAAUUGUUGCAUGUUGCGUUUAUAUUUUUGUUUAGUAUAGAACAAAAUGGCAUAGAAUAUACUGUACUUUUAUUUAUAUAAAGUGAAUCAUACGAUAUUCUACGUAGGAUCAUUUGUAUUGCUUACGAUAAUGCACUUUCUAAAUGCAAUAGGUAGUACGUUUUGAUCAACUGCAAAGCCUAAUUUGACUUUUACGGUCAUUGGGGUUUAUUCAUUUAUGCUUUGUCACGGGUAUGAACAAAUUGCCAUAAAUGGCCAUUACUACAAAGUUGAAGUAAGUUUGAAUUGAGGAAGUAUGGUAAAGGUCAGCUUUUUAUCUGUUCCAGACCCUGUUCCAGAUGCCUAUUCAUACAAUACCCCACACACACCUCAAGCCAACAUCCACCCACACACCUGAACCCAUGACACUGCUUUACACCACUACACUAGCACAUGUUAGUAUUCAUGGCAGCAUAAUAUUAUCUUGUUUUCGUGCAAAGGUGUGAUUUGCCCACACACAUUGGUCCUAAUAAAUAUCAUAACUAACUUCACAUAUACCUUUAUGCCACCAUUUGCAUAAUUCAAUUAAUUUAUUAUCUGCCAGUGCAGUUGUGUGUGUGUGUGUGUGUGUGUGUGUAUAUAUAUAUUUAUAGUCCAGUAGCAGGUACAGAUGUUAAUAUUGCACAUUUGAUAUUGGCACAAAGUUUUUUUUCUCUAUCCAUCUUCACAAGUGUUAAACCAAAAUAUUAUCUACAAAGUAAAUGUACGUUUGUUGCCUUUACAAUUUUCUGCUUGUUUAUCUAUAUUACCAUAUGUGCCGUGUCGUCACAAACCUUUGUUCCCUCUUUUAACUUCCAUGAGAGGUAUAGUUAAAAAUGGCACUGAGUUGAGCCAGAUCUCUGUCAUAAUACCUUCAUAUCAUCUAUAUUACAUGGAAAAUGUCACAAACAAGUUUAAAAAAGGGAACUAUGGUUGGUUAAAAAGGGCACAGAGCUGAACCAGAUCUAUGUCAUAAUACCGCGCUACAGCUAACAUGGCACCCCUCCUGAUCCCCACUCUACUGCUGUGCUACAGCUCCCUCAGUCGCUGCUCAGAGAGUAAGUCCCGUCUUAAUAUUCAACAUGAUGCAUGUGCAUGGUUAUAAUAUCGAAUGCCUGCAAUGUGUAUCUCUCUUCCAGUCAGGAGAAAAUGUCUUGCUUUAUGAUACUGGUCUCUAUUUCAGGCAAAGAAUAUCCUCUAGAUGUCUUCGCCCCACAGGAGGUGAAAUUCCACUCCCUAGACUACAGAAAUGUCUUGCAUUGGAAGCAACAUGCCAACUCCACCAACGACCAACAAUACUUUGUCCAGUGGAAAGUAUAUGGGGAGAAGCAGUGGACCAAUGCAAAGGAGUGCCAUGGCAUCAGCCGGCUGCUCUGUGACCUGAGCAAGGAGACAUCCGACCCCAGAGAAUGGUACUACGCCAGGGUCCAUGCAGCCAACUCAGGGACCCAAUCACCAUGGGUCCUAUCCGCCAGAUUCAACCCCAAGUGGGAGACCUCUGUCAGCCCACCGACUAUGAAACUUCAUGUGACGGAGAAAGGCAUUGUGGUCCGGCUCAAGCCUCCACGCUCUCCCCACAGGAGACCUAAUGGCAGCUGGAUCAGUGUGAGGAGGCUGCAAAGAAUGUCAUUUACUAUACACCUCAUGCAGAGUGAUGUUGAUGAGGAAACCUUUGAAAUGGAGGGCUGUGUCAAACAGCUCCUGAUCUCAGAUCUAAGCCCCGGGACCACCUACUGCCUGACGGCCGAGAGUCGCUUGCACCUGCUGAACCGUAGAAGCACCCGGAGCCCUAGGGCCUGCAUCACCACACUGAGGGCCAGGAUCUAAUGUCUUCCCCCAGGGGGAGCCCUGGAUUUCUCUGCCAAACCGGAAACUCAACAUGAUACUGUGACAAUCAAACCUCACUGGAAGUAUACACUGAUUUAUCCACUAUUACCUCAGAUACUGCACAGGGAUGCACUUUUAGGAUCCUUCACAUUUCUUUCAUCGAUAACUUUGUUGACAAAUGUUGUACGUAAAACAAUGAGUAGACACCAAACAAUUAAACAUUGUGAUAUGUCAUCAAUAAUUAAAUUACCACACAUAUAGCAGAGGUAGGUAACUAGAGUGUCAGAGUGGAUGGUUGGAGGGGUUGGAACACAAUUAUAAUAAUUUGUACACUGCAAAUGGACCACAACUAAGCCCAAAAUGAGAUUUCCUAAAUCAAACUAAUUUUUAGAUGAAUUCUUGGUGAUUUUAACCAAAAAACUUUUUUUUAACCAAAAAAUGUAAACUUUGGGAGGACAAAAUAUCCCACUUGCGAACUGCCUGUUGCAUAUUAAGUGGAAAGGGGAUACCUAGUCAGUUGCACAACUGAAUGCAUUCAGCCAAAAUGUGUCUUACGCAUUUAACCCAGCCCCUCUGAAUCAGAGAGGUGCGGGGGGCUGCCUUAAUCAAUGUCCACAGGAGCAGUUGUUGUUGGGGGUUAACUGCCUUGCUCAAGGGCAGAAUGGCAGAUUUGUCCACCUUGCUGGCUCUGGAAUUUGAAUCAGCAACCUGGCCCAACGAUCUUAACCGCUAGACUAUUUGCCGCCACACUAUGCUAAUGGGUAAAGCACAAUCAUUCCUAUCCUUGUGUAGGUGGGGUUGCACUGUAAGAUAGAUGUGAAGGAGCUCUGCAGUCUGUGUUGUCGAGGAAAAAAACAACCUACCGUCUCCUAUAGAAUUGCUAAGGCUGCAUUUACACAGGCAGCCCAAUUCUGAUAUUUUUUUCACCAAUUGGUCUUUUGACCAAUCAGAUCAGCUCUGAAAAAUACCUGACGUGAUUGGUCAAAAGACCAAUAAUGGGGAACAAAGAUCAGAAUUGGGCUGCCUGUAAACAGCCAUAGAAUCCCAGUAAAUUACAGUUUCCAGAUUACAUUGACAUGUAAUCAAUUAAUGAAUUGAAUCAAUAAUUCAAAUAAUGAAUCAGUUUUACUAGCACUGGUUUUGCAGAAAGCUGCUUUAAUUGCAAUGACUGUGAUAUGUGGUUGUCUUACCUACUUUACUUGAAUGCACUGACUGUAAGUUGCUCUGGAUAAGUGUCUGCUAAAUGACUCAUUACACUGUCUGUAUUCAAAUGCAAAUAAAACCUACUCAUUUUGCUUUGACAAACA